AUGAUACGCUUAUACAUACUCCUUUGCCUCUUGCCAUGCCUCCUCCUAACCGCUCCGUUUACUCGUGCUGCUCUCUUGCCUCGCCUCAAGACUCCAUUCAAGCUACCAGGCGCCGUCUUCACUGAGCCAGAAACCAGAUCUCUCAAAGUAGUUCCGUUCAAAGAGCUUCCUGGGCAAUCUCACCAUGGCCAUCGACUUCAUCAUACUCUCAGUCUGGUGAAGCGACUGGUUGAAGACCAGGGCGAUAUGAUUGAGGUUACCGAGGAAGCUCUGGAGGAACUGCUGAGCCAGAUCAACAGGCUUCAUGAUCAAGUCAACGGCAUGAUGCCUUCUGGUGCACCAGACAAACAACCUUCUCGGGAAACAAGCGCCUCGUCGAACGGUCAGCCGGGCCAGUUGCCUGCAGGUUCUUCUGAUGGAUCUUCCAGUGACGGUCAACCCGAACAGCUACCUAAGCAGUCAGCUGAAGCUGAAGUUCCUGACCCCGCAGAUAUUCCUGGCCCAUCUGAAGUUCCUCCAAUAGUCUCUGAGCCCUCUCUGCGAUCCGAGCUGCCCGUACCAACAGAUGAAGUUGAUACUGUUCGCGAGCCACAACCUCCGAAUGCGCCAGACCAACCAGACGUGCCUGGUCCAUCGCAGACAAAAGGACUUGAGAAGCAAUCAGACUCGGCAUUGGCCGCGGCAGCUGCAAAUCCCACUCAGGCAGCGAAUGACAAGUCUGCCAACCCCCCUGGCGAGGCUGAAGCUGAAGAGUUGCCUGGUGACGAUACAGCCGUGGCCUUGACCGAGCCCGCAGAUGUCUCUGAAAAUAAGGAGACUUUCCAGUCUGACGACUUGCCUAACAAUGCUGUUGCCCAGCCCACAGGCAAAGCUCAGGCUCCGACCGGAACACAAGUCAACACAGCAGAAGACGUCAGGCCCACUGAGGAGCCUCAAGAUGAAGACUCCAGUUCUGGUUCUAGCGACAACGAUACAGGAGAACCCAGUGCUGUACCCGGAGGUGCAUUCGUUGAGGGCCCUGAUGAUAUACUUCAGACACUUUCGAGCGAUGCGUCACCUGCGGAACAGACUGGCGAUCCAGCACCAAAGGAAACCCAUGAUGAAUGUAUUGAAGAUGAAGAAGUAAGUGGUCUACCCGUCACACGUCGAAACCCUAACUGCACUCCAGGUAAUAGGUCAUCCGCGAGCGACCCUGCGCAGGACGCUUCAGUAACCCCAUCUCUCGUCGCUACCGCAGAGACAGGCCCGGCUCAGAUAGCUGCUACAGCUUCUGAACUCGCAAGUCUAGAACCGACAAAAGGAGACUCUCCCGUGGCUACCAAAGUCGAAGUACCAGCCCCAGCGCUAGAAACGGAAGCCACAUUAGAGCGGAUAUCUCCGGGCCUAACAACCUUGGUGUUUACUUCCGUGACCACAAGAUCCUCAACUAUCAUGAUAACUACCACUCGCACGGAGAUCGUCAACGCGAACGAGCCCACUCGGUCUUUCAAGCCCCCUGGCCAUGUUUUCAAGGAGGAUGAAGAUGAAGACGCAGGUGCAACUUUCAACAAAGAUGGGAAGCUUGCUGCGGAGGAUAGUAAUGACAAAGAUACCCCGGACACACCCCUCCAAAAAACUCCCCUCGGCACCGAAGUCACAUCGGAGACUACAUCCCUCAGAACGACGACAAUGGCUAUGACAACGACAAUCAGUUUGAGUUACCGAAGCACCAUGCCGACUCCAGAAGCCACUCAGAAUUUUGUGCCCGACGCUUUGGUGCCAUCUGCUAUUAUACGUGGUAAUGGGACAUACGAUGCGACGCCUGCCAGCGGGUUCAAGACCAUCAGAUCGACAGCUAGUUUGGCAGAGAGGGCACUGAUUUAG
Fusarium pseudograminearum CS3096 is the source of this 1863-nucleotide messenger RNA. RefSeq lists its product as uncharacterized. The transcript has 2 exons. Bases 1 to 1863 code for a protein of 620 amino acids. NCBI's taxonomy places the organism in Eukaryota, Fungi, Ascomycota, Sordariomycetes, Hypocreales, Nectriaceae. The record is from RefSeq and is a predicted model, not a curated record.